Molecule: messenger RNA, 5727 nt
Organism: Trematomus bernacchii (emerald rockcod)
Lineage: Eukaryota; Metazoa; Chordata; Actinopteri; Perciformes; Nototheniidae
Gene: rad50
Product: RAD50 homolog, double strand break repair protein
Exons: 31
Coding region: 70-4008 (1312 amino acids)
Biological process (GO): double-strand break repair; telomere maintenance via recombination; chromosome organization involved in meiotic cell cycle
Cellular component (GO): nucleus; Mre11 complex; condensed nuclear chromosome
Molecular function (GO): G-quadruplex DNA binding; ATP hydrolysis activity; double-stranded telomeric DNA binding
Source: RefSeq, a predicted model, not a curated record
UGUUCACGUUCUCUCACAGCGCGAAAACUUUCAGGUCUGCUGCAACACAACAGCACUCAGAAAGCAAACAUGUCAAAGAUAGACAAGAUGAGCAUCUUAGGGGUGAGGAGUUUUGGGAUAGAGGAUAAAGACAAACAAGUCAUUACUUUCUUCACUCCACUGACUGUGCUAGUUGGACCCAAUGGAGCAGGGAAAACGACUAUUAUUGAGUGCCUUAAGUAUGCAACAGCAGGAGAGCUUCCGCCUGGAUCUAAAGGAGGGGCAUUUGUUCAUGAUCCAAAGGACGCCCAUGAAACAGACGUGCGAGCACAGAUCCGACUGUUAUUCUCAGACGUCAACGGAGAGAAAGUGACUAUCCAUCGCUCCAUGUCCUGCACUCAGAAGGCGAAGAACUACUCCUUCAAAAGCUUGGAGCAAGUCAUUACCCGAAUAAAAGACGGUGAGAAGGUGAGCUUGUCAUCAAAGUGUGGCGAACUGGAUCGGGAGAUGAUUUCUUCACUGGGAGUGUCGAAGGCUGUGCUGAAUAAUGUCAUCUUUUGUCACCAAGAAGAGUCCAACUGGCCACUUUGUGAGGGCAAAGCACUCAAAGACAAGUUUGACUCCAUCUUCGCUGCAACCAAGUACAUCAAAGCUCUGGAAACGAUGCGUCAGUUGCGUCUCAAACAGAGUCACACAGUGAAGGAGUGUCAGGUGGAGCUGCGCUACCUGAAGCAGAACAAGGAGAAAUCCCAGCAGAUUAAAGAGACCGUGGAUACCAAAGAGGCUCAGCUGAUGGCCUCUAAAGACAACAUCCAGCAAGUAGAGAGCCAGAUUGAUCCACUGGAGAAUCGACUGACGGAUAUUGACACGAAACUGGGGAAAGUGAUGAAGCUGGACAACGACAUCAAGGCUUUAGACAGCAGGAAGAAACAGAUGGAGGAGGACAACAAGGAGCUGGAGGAAACUAUGGAACAGGUUUUCCAGGGUUCAGAUGAGCAGCUGCAGGAGACUUACCAGAACCACCAGAGGACGGUGAGGGAGAAGGAGCGCAGGCUGACAGAUUGCCAGAAGGAGCUGGAGAGAGCUGGUCGAGAGUGUCAGAGACUCAACAGGGUCAAGGCCGACCUCCUAGUAGAACAAGGUCGUCUCCAACUAGAGGCUGACCGCCACACUCAAAACAUCAAGAACCGAGACACUCAGGUUCGCUCUUUGUCGUCCUCUCUGGAGAUGGAGGGUUACGACAGACCUCCCUUCAGCAGUCUUCAACUUGAAAGCUUUAAUCGUCAAGUCACACAGAGACUGGAUCAGGAGAAAGAGACGGCCAAUCAGGUUAUGGCUGACCUGCAGGAAAAGGAUCAGCAGAAGCAGCAGUCCAUUGACGAAAUGAGAGAUAAGAAGACCGGCCUGGAGAGAACGGUGGAGUUGAAGAGAGACAUGCAGGGAAAGAAGCAACAAGAAAUGAGGAACGUCCGGACAGAGCUGCUGAAGCUCGAGGGUUCGUCCGGCCGGCUGCAAGAACUGGAGAAUGAACUGGCUAAAGUGGAGCGCGAGCUGCAGAGCGCGGUUCAGAGCUCCAACGUGGAGGAGCUGAAGGCCGAGGUGCUGGAGCUCCAGAGAGAGAAGGCUGAACUCGACCGCUUACAGAGACAACUCGACCAAGAGAUGGGGUUGCUCAACACACACACCACCGCUCGCACACAGAUGGACAUGCUAAAAAAGGACAAGACAGAGAAGGACGAGCAGGUUCGUAAGAUCAAGUCUCGUCACAACGAGGAACUGGUGUCGUUGCUCGGCCACUUUCCCAACAAGAGAGAGCUGGAGGACUGGAUCUAUUCCAAGUCGAAGGAAAUCAACAGCACCAGGGACCGACUUGCCAAAUUCAAUAAGGACCUGGCUUCAAAUGAGCAGAACAAAAGCCACAUCGCUGCUGAGGUACGGAAGAAGGAGCAGCAGUUGGCCAGCGACGAAGAGAAGUUUUUCAAUGUGUGUGGCAGUCAAGAUCUGGAGCAGGACCUGGGCAAACUGCGAGAAGAUCUGGAAAAGAUCUCCAAACAAAGAGCCAUGCUAUCCGGAGCAACAGCGGUGUACACCCAGUUCAUCAGCCAGCUGACGGAGGAGAGAGAGCCCUGCUGCCCCGUGUGCCAGCGGACGUUCCCUUCAGACUCUGAUCUGCAGGAAGUCAUCAGCGACAUGCAGUCCAAGCUGCGCCUGGUGCCAGACAAGCUGAAGAACACGGAGACGGAUCUGAAGAGGAAGGAGAGGAAGAGGGAGGAGAUGAUGGCUCUCAGACCUGUCAGGCAGUCCAUUGUGCAGUUUCAGGAAAAGGAGCUGCCUGAGUUGAGAAACCGCCUGCAGACUGUGAAUAGAGAAAUCGAGCGGCUGAAGGGGGACGUGGAGGAGCAGGAGACUCUGCUGGGUGUCCUCAUGUCAGAGGAGGAAACCGCCAAGGCCUGCCUGCAGGACAUUUCUCUGAUGGACAGAUACCUGAUGGACCUUAAAGAGUUGGAGAGGAAAAUCGCUCAGCAGGCAGCCAAACUCCAGGGAGUAGACCUGACCAGAACCAUCCAGCAAGUCAGUCAGGAGAAACAAGAAACCCAGCACAAGCUAGACACAACUUCCAGCAAGAUGGAGCUGAAACGCAAGCUGAUCCAGGACCAGCAGGAUCAGAUUCAGAUGCUGAGAAGUUCGGCGAACGAGACGAGGGCAGAGAAGCUCCAGCUGAGCAGUGACAUGCAGAAACAGCAGCAGCUGGAGGAGCAGUGUGUCGAGUGCACCACGGAAAUACAGACCCUCACCCGGGACAUCAGGGAAGCGAAGGAGCAGCUGUCCCCUCUGUCUGCGUCUCUGGAGAAGCUGCAGCAGGAGAAGCAGGAGCUGGUGGAGCGCAGGAGGCAGAGGCAGGAGGAGGGGCAGGAGAAGAUCAAUGCCAUUAAAGAAAAGGUGAAGUCAAUCGGCAACUUGGAAAAAGACAUCAAGAAAUAUGUCGAAGACGGCAAAAACGAAUACAAAGAGCAAAAAGAGUCUGAGCUUCAAGAAACCAACACUCAGCUCCACGAGGCUGAGAAGAAUAAAGACAAGAUCAACAAGGAGAUGGGAAACAUCCGCCAGGACAUUGACACUCAAAAGGUCCAGGAGCGCUGGUUGCAGGACAACCUGACGUUGAGGAAACGUGUCGAGGAGUUAAAGGAGGUUGUGGCUAGACGUGAGGUUCUUCUGAAAGACAUGGGCAACAUGCAAGUCCUGCAGCUACGCCAAGAACGACGUGAUGCCGACCGCAAGUUGGAAGAGUUGAAGAAGAACCGCAGUAUUGCAAUGGGUCGUCAAAAAGGCUUCGAGGAGGAGAUACUGCAUUACAGGAAGGAGCUGCGAGAAGAUCAGUAUAACAAAGCUGACGAGCGCUACAAGAACAAGAUGAUCACAAUGAGGACAACCGAGCUGGUCAUUAAAGAUCUGGAUCUCUACUACAAGGCCCUGGAUCAAACCAUCAUGAAAUUCCACAGCAUGAAGAUGGAUGAGAUCAACAAGAUCAUCAGAGACCUUUGGCGCAACACCUACAGGGGUCAAGACAUUGAGUACGUGGAGAUCCGCUCUGAUGUGGACGAAAACUCGUCUGCUGGAGUGCGGCGGAGGGUUUACAACUACAGAGUGGUCAUGGUGAAAGGAGACACCGCUCUGGACAUGAGGGGGCGCUGCAGUGCCGGGCAGAAGGUGUUGGCGUCCCUGAUCAUCCGUCUCGCUCUGGCAGAGACCUUCUGUCUGAACUGUGGGAUCCUGGCCCUGGACGAGCCCACCACCAACCUGGACCGAGACAACAUCGAGUCUCUGGCACACGCCCUCGUAGAGAUCAUUAAGAGUCGCUCUCGCCAGCGUAACUUCCAGCUGCUCAUCAUCACCCACGACGAGGACUUUGUGGAGCUGCUGGGCCGCUCCAGCUACAUCGAGCACUUCUACCGCAUCCGUAAGAACCAGGACCAGAACUCUGAGAUCACAAAGUGCAGCAUCACCUCCCUCUCUACCCAUCUCAACUGAGCAGACCAAAGACUCUAUACUUCCUUUGAAAUGCACAGUAAACCUCCAUCUUCUUGUUUUCAUUUCAGUUGGGCAAAUUCAGCGUUGAUUUAGUUGAAAAAAGGGAACGAGUUAAUUGGUCUUAACCCGCCAAAGACACUGACUGACAAAUAUCCAUGAUUCAAAAUAUUGUCUUGAUAAUGUGCCUUUAAAAAGUCACUGUUUCAUAACAGAAAAUGUGCUUUACGUGAUGCUUUAUUAAAUCCUCCAUUCCAGUAAGAAAUGACCAGAUAAAGUACUAACUAAAAGAUCAAAGUUCUGAUUCUAAUCUAAAGCAGGAACAGCUUCCGUGUUAAGCAUCAUGAUGUUUGCAUGGUCUUGGCAUUGUGCGUUUCCUGUAGCCAUCUGCUGUCCAUGUAUCUGUUCUGCUUAAACAUUUGGAAAGUUCACAGUUAUGUUUCCCUGUUUUCCUCUUUGUGAGCUCAUUACGUUCUGUCAUUAAAUCUUGGAAUGGUUUGCUAUUUACGAAUAUCUCUUGAACGGUUGUUUAAUUGAAAGGUAUAGAUUAGCUUCAGAGAAUCGUUGCUCCUUUUUGGUGAAGUUUGUCACAAACCACAGCUUAAUCAAAAGAUCUUAUCUCACACAAACUGCAGACUCAUUGCAGUUUGUUUUUUCUAAUGAGGGGGAAAACGUUGCGAAGGCGGGGGCAAAGCAAGUAUAAAUCUUUCGUUCUCAGCCAAGUAUUCAGAACAAGCGUCAGCUGACAUUUGAGUGAUCAAGUCAAAGAAAACUUGAAAUAACUUCAACCAGAGGUCGACAGCCAACUAGCUAUAAUAAUGAUGAUGAUGAUGAUGUUUCUGUCCGCCGCCACACUGAUGCUCGGCCCAGCUGUUGGCAAGCCUCAUGUUCCUCUAGAUAACCUAAAGGUCAUCAUUGAUAAAAUACUUAAUUGGACUGGAUUGGCCACGAAGGAGAUCUGGGUGGAGGACUUGACCAGUCUGACUGGAGAAUGCAAGGAUAAGUUCUUCUGUAAAUCGUUUGAGAUCCUGAACAAGACGGAACACCACAGCCAUGAGGAGGAAGUCCUUUUGAGAAACUUGAAGGCUUACAUCGUGGGCACUCAUGCAAACUGUACAGAGGGACCAAAAGAGGAGAAUAAGGAACUCAUUUCCCAACUCAGGUUAAAAAUCCUCCGUUGUGCCCAGCGAGUUCACAUGCGCGGUAACGUCACUACUCCCACACCUGAGACCCAGCCGCCAGUGGAUCAGCCGAGUGCCUGAGUGUUUCAUUUUUAUUUUACUAUAGUUUGAUAUUUAAGAUAACAUUUUAAAUAUGUUUUCAAAGUGUCAUUUUUACCAAAAAUCUACAAAAUAUUGGGGGAAGAAAUUUGAGAUAUUGAAUGAUUUAUGUGACAUGGUUUGUUUCUUGUAACACUGUUAAAACAAGUUGUUAAUAAUUUAUUUUUAUGAUAGCAAUUGUUUGUUUUUUAGAAGCGAUAAUUACAAAGAAUGUUUUUUGAGUUAUCUUGAAGGAAACGUUUAUCGGCAUCCUCAGGCACAGCUAAAACAUUGGAUUAUUUAUGACAGAGAUCUCUAUCAAAUACACCUGCAUAUUUAUUUGUCAUUGUAUUUAAUCUAAAUUAAUAAGUUAAUUAUCUUUAUUUGAAUUAUAUAUUUAUUGUAGUAUAACACAGUGUUUUCAAUAGUUGUUUACAGAAAAAAUAAAUUGUGUUGCCCAUGA